Molecule: messenger RNA, 3625 nt
Organism: Vicugna pacos (alpaca)
Lineage: Eukaryota; Metazoa; Chordata; Mammalia; Artiodactyla; Camelidae
Gene: CPNE3
Product: copine 3
Biological process (GO): cellular response to calcium ion; ERBB2 signaling pathway
Cellular component (GO): plasma membrane
Molecular function (GO): calcium-dependent phospholipid binding; receptor tyrosine kinase binding
Source: RefSeq, a predicted model, not a curated record
CGCCCCCCCGGCGGAUCCGCCCCAGGUUCCUGCGAAUCCCCAGCGGCGGACGACUCCGGACUCUGUCUGCCUGGUCUCCACUUCGGCGCGAUUUCCACCCUAGAGACGGAGAUCUCAAGAGAUGGCUGCCCAGUGUGUUACAAAGGUGGAGCUGAAUAUUUCCUGUGACAAUCUUUUGGAUGCAGACAUAGGAUCAAAGUCCGACCCUCUAUGCGUGCUGUUUUUGAAUACAAGUGGUCAACAGUGGUAUGAGGUUGACCGCACAGAAAGGAUUAAGAAUUGCUUGAAUCCCAAAUUUUCCAAGACGUUUAUUAUUGAUUACUACUUUGAAGUGGUUCAGAAGUUGAAAUUUGGAAUUUAUGACAUCGACAACAAAACCAUCGAGCUGAGCGAUGAUGACUUCUUAGGAGAAUGUGAAUGCACCCUUGGACAGAUUGUUUCCAGUAAGAAGCUAACUCGACCACUGGUGCUUAAAAAUGGCAGACCUGCAGGGAGAGGAAGCAUCACGAUUUCAGCUGAAGAAAUAAAGGAUAACAGAGUAGUCUUGUUUGAAAUGGAAGCAAGAAAACUGGAUAAUAAGGAUCUAUUUGGAAAAUCAGAUCCAUACUUGGAAUUCCACAAGCAGACAUCUGAUGGAAACUGGCUAAUGGUUCAUCGAACGGAGGUUAUUAAAAACAACUUGAAUCCUGUUUGGAGGCCUUUUAAGAUCUCUCUUAACUCCCUGUGCUAUGGAGAUAUGGACAAAACGAUUAAGGUAGAGUGUUAUGAUUAUGACAAUGAUGGGUCACAUGAUCUCAUUGGAACAUUUCAAACCACCAUGACAAAGCUGAAAGGAGCCUCCAGAAACUCACCUAUUGAAUUUGAAUGCAUAAAUGAAAAAAAGAGGCAAAAGAAGAAAAGCUAUAAGAAUUCAGGGAUUAUCAGUGUGAAACAGUGUGAGAUUACAGUGGAAUGCACGUUCCUUGAUUAUAUCAUGGGAGGAUGUCAGCUGAAUUUUACUGUGGGCGUGGACUUCACUGGCUCCAACGGUGACCCACGUUCUCCUGACUCCCUUCAUUACAUCAGCCCCAAUGGCGUUAAUGAGUAUUUGACUGCCAUCUGGUCUGUGGGAUUGGUUGUUCAAGACUACGACGCUGAUAAGAUGUUUCCAGCUUUUGGAUUUGGAGCUCAGGUGCCUCCUCAGUGGCAGGUUUCACAUGAAUUCCCGAUGAACUUUAAUCCAUCCAAUCCCUACUGUAAUGGAAUCCAAGGCAUUGUAGAGGCAUAUCGGGCCUGCCUUCCUCAGAUAAAACUCUAUGGACCAACGAAUUUUUCUCCAAUCAUAAAUCACGUGGCCAGGUUUGCAGCUGCAGCCACACAACAACAGACGGCUUCGCAAUAUUUUGUGCUCUUAAUCAUUACCGAUGGCGUGAUCACAGACCUGGAUGAGACCAGACAAGCCAUUGUUAAUGCUGCCAAGCUGCCAAUGUCCAUCAUCAUUGUUGGAGUUGGAGGUGCCGACUUCAGUGCCAUGGAGUUUCUGGAUGGCGAUGGCGGAAGUCUCCGCUCCCCAUCCGGCGAGGUAGCCAUCAGGGACAUCGUCCAGUUUGUGCCUUUCCGGCAGUUCCAGAACGCUCCCAAAGAAGCGCUUGCUCAGUGUGUCUUGGCGGAGAUCCCCCAGCAGGUGGUGGGUUACUUCAACACAUACAAACUCCUUCCUCCCAAGAACCCGGCUGCCCAGUGAAAGGAGCUGUGUGGUCUGUGGUCACCGCAGCGGGAUUCUUCUGUGCUGUGUGGGGCGACGGCUUCCUCUCUGACACCAGAUCAUGAAUCUGUCAUUUUGCCUGGUUUUCCCCAACCCCAGCAUUUAGGAUAUAAACCUGGUUCUGUGGAUUAUUCUUUUUAUGCUUUUUGGGGAGGAAAGUGCUAAGUUAAUCUUUGCCCAGUCAAUUCAGUGAUUGCUAGUAAUUGCGGUGAGGCUGUUUGCUCAGGAACCAGUGUGAGAAAAGCAGAUUUUGUCGUGGUGGUUGUUUGCUUUCAUAGGAUGAAAAUGGUGUUUUUGAGUAUAUGUUAAUUGAAAGAAUCGCAAAUUGUUAGAAUGAUGGGAUUUACAGAUGGGUAUACACUGUUUGCUCCAGGCAAUAAAUGUUUUAUAAGCCAAUGUUCAUAGCUGAUGACAAGAGCUUCUUGAAUUAGAUAGUGUUAGAGGGGAAGAUAUAGCUUAGUGGUAGAGUGUGUGUUUGGCAUGCAUGAGGUCCUGGGUUCAAUCCCCGGUGCCUCCAUUAAAAAAAUAAUAAUGAUCAAUAAACCUAAUUACCUCCCCCCUCCCCCCCAAAAAACUGAAUUAAAUUAGAUGAUAUUGAAUUUGUUCCUAUAACUAUAUUUAGUGCUUUUCCAUGGGAUAGAACUAACUUCACUUGUACCUGAAUUUUGCUGCAGUUCAGACAUGCAUAGUUCAACGCAGCAUGCAUUCCUACAGGACUUCAUGAAAAAUACUAUGAGAAGGGAAGGCAUACAUUCAGUUCUUAAAAUUGUACAAUCAUCACGUAAAAAGAGCCUCAUGUAAGUAAGCCCUUUUUAUUUCCCUUCCUAGAUCUUUUAUUUUCAUUAUGGAAUACUAUAAACAUGGUCAGAUGCAAACUCUUCCCUGCCUGUAUGAGACACUCAGGAUUCUUUUUCUGCAGAGAUGACAGAUUGUCCUAGAUUGAGCGUUGUUACCUUAUUUUAAUUGGAGUUUGUCAAAAUGGUCAGCCCUGCUUUGUCUAGGAAAGCUGUAAGGACAAAACAGAAGGAGAAAUUCAGAAUUCCAUUUCCUUAAAACUAAUGAAAGUCUUAGUUAUUAAAAAAAAAUUUUUUUUUACUUUCCUUGCUAAGAUCCCAUAUAUUGAUUUGUAUACUUGUAUAAAUUCAUUAAGAUAUUCUCUCCUUUUUUUCUUUUUUUUUUUCGGUAACACUUUUAGUCUGAUUUUUUAAACUCAUGAUAGUGGUUAUUAAUUAAAAUCCCAUUUGACAUUUUAAUAAUGUGCUAUUUCCUAAGCCCAGAAUAUUUUGUAUUAAGCGUAAAACCUGUUGUAAUUAGAAACAAAAAAUCCAACUGUUGCAUAGGAUGGAGUGGUUGUUACAUGCUUUUUAUUAGAGUAGAAUUUUUUUCCUAAUUUUUACCUUUAGAACGUAAUUCUUAGCAAGUGUUACAUGUUCAGAAUAGAUUCAAUAACGUCUUACUGAGGACCUGUGCACUAAGUACUGUGCAUAUCCGUAUAGUGGCCACUCAUCUUUAACAUUCGCAACUGUGUGUUCAUCACACAUCCUUCAGUGGAUCCACCCUGUGCCAUUCAUUCCUGUCACUGUUGUUGAAAACAUGCACCACAGCUCAUGUCUUUUGUUCCCUGAAAUUUCUGAAAGACGUGAGCUCUCAGCCGUGAGCAGCUCUUGGCUUCUCGGAAACAGCUCAUUGCCAAGGUCAGGCUGAGGAGAGGGGGACCUGCUUGCCAUCGUGGUUGCCUCGUCCAGGUGAGCCGUUACCACCCUCCCGCUCGGCCGGCUGGCCCCUGGGUGUGUGCUGUUGACCUGAAGGCAUUAAUGAGCAGUCUGUUACCCUGUAGCAUGUCUCCUUAGUUGACACGUCCCUUUGACAUCAGUUAGGGGA